Messenger RNA from Setaria italica (foxtail millet), 1207 nucleotides. RefSeq lists its product as uncharacterized. Bases 143 to 511 code for a protein of 122 amino acids. NCBI's taxonomy places the organism in Eukaryota, Viridiplantae, Streptophyta, Magnoliopsida, Poales, Poaceae. The record is from RefSeq and is a predicted model, not a curated record. The transcript has a single exon.
GGGGGUUGAACGGUUUCGAUCUGAUAGCCGCAGCUGCCCUCUCGCGACGUCGCGACGACCCUGCAGCCCUGUUCGCGUAGUUGGUUGGGGAGGUCCGGAGGGGAAGGCUGGUUCGGUUUUGCAUGCGCGGGCGACGACGUUGAUGUGCUUCGAGCUGGCGGACCAACGUGGACCGCAGCACGGCGGCGGCGGGGGCUGGCCGGCGAAGCAGAGAGCGGGCGGCGGGCAGGACGACGAGGGGAUGGCGGCAAUGGCGGCCGGCGGCCCCGGGGCGGCGGUCAUGUCCGAGUACUACCAGGCGCAGGAGCUGUCAACGAUGGUGUCGGCGCUGACCCAGGUCGUGGCGGGCGGCGCCGGCCCGUGGGGCGAGGCGCCGGCGUCGUCUUCCGCGCGGGCCGGCACCGCGCCGAGGGGGAGCGCCGCCCCGGAGCAGCAGGCAAUGCACGGCGGCUACGCGCACGAGGUGGGGAGCUACCACGGCGCGCCAUCGCCGGAGCUCGCAGGUAACUAACUAACCAACCCGGCCAACUCGUUUGCUUCCUCCCAGAAGCUUUUGUGCGCGCUAGCUCCCGCUUCUGCAGCUGUCUCGUUGCUUACCGCCAAGCUUUAAUUUUGCAUGCUUUCGAAGUUUGAACUGUUGUUUUGUUACAAGUACCACCCAAAGUUUAGCAUGCUUGUUUUUUUCCAUGUUAUUUGUUUUUGCUCGAGACGUUGCAGGCAUAUGCGAUCUAUUCUAAGGUUGCACAGAGUGCGAGAGGCCAUUUCUUUCUCCUCCUGACAAAAGAACUACUACACAUUACUGCACAUCAGUACAUGGCUACAUGCAUCGAAGAUGAUAUGCCUUCUCUGUGAAUCCUCUUUACAGAAGCAGACAAAGACAAAGCCAUGAUCAUGAACGGUUUUAGCAUAUUCGUUUCCACUCACUUGUCGCCUCCUUUGUUGUUCAUUGCAUCAUAUCUCUCUCUCUUUCUAUCCUAUGCCUUUGUUCUCAUCAUCAGAGUCACACCCACCGCGAAAUGAGCAUGUAAUUAUCUAAUCAGGAACAUCCAUGCGUAGCCGUGUUGUUAAAUCCACCUAGAAAGGCUAGAACUAAGGCUCCGAUUGGAGUUUGGAGACAGACUCCUGUCACGUCGAAUGUUUAGAUACUAAUUAGAAAUUAAAUAUAAGUUAAUUACAAAAUCAAUUGUAUAAAUGAAGGCUAAUUCGC